Messenger RNA from Manis pentadactyla (Chinese pangolin), 842 nucleotides. RefSeq names its product exosome component 5 (gene EXOSC5). Bases 84 to 758 code for a protein of 224 amino acids. The transcript has 6 exons. Gene Ontology annotation, cellular component: nuclear exosome (RNase complex); nucleolus; cytoplasmic exosome (RNase complex). The record is from RefSeq and is a predicted model, not a curated record. Gene Ontology annotation, biological process: U4 snRNA 3'-end processing; nuclear mRNA surveillance; rRNA catabolic process. NCBI's taxonomy places the organism in Eukaryota, Metazoa, Chordata, Mammalia, Pholidota, Manidae.
CACAGCCUGUACGCAGGCGCGCGCCUCUCCUCGGAAGCGGCAGUCCUGGCUGCACGUGGGCUCUGGUGAGGUGCAGGGGUACCAUGCAGGCUGACGCGAAGAUCCGCAAUGAGUCUGGAACAGAAUCCGAUCCUCGGGCCCCCGGCUGCAGUCUCCGGCACUUUGCCUGCGAGCAGAACUUGCUGUCUCGGCCAGAUGGCUCUGCCUCUUUCCUGCAAGGCGUGUACGGGCCAGCCGAGGUGAAGGUCAGCAAAGAGAUCUUCAACAAGGCCACCCUGGAAGUGAUCCUGAGGCCGAAGAUCGGGCUGCCUGGCGUAGCUGAGAAGAGCCGGGAGCGGCUGAUCCGGAACACGUGUGAAGCCGUGGUGCUGGGGACACUGCACCCCCGCACCUCCAUCACCGUGGUGCUGCAGGUCGUCAGUGAUGCUGGCUCGCUCCUGGCCUGUUGCCUGAACGCCACCUGCAUGGCACUGGUGGAUGCGGGAUUGCCUAUGCGGGCCCUGUUCUGUGGGGUCACCUGUGCCCUGGACUCUGAUGGGACCCUCAUGCUGGACCCCACAGUCAAGCAAGAAAAGGAGGCCCGGGCAGUCCUGACCUUUGCACUCGACAGUGUGGAACAGAAGCUGCUGAUGUCCACCACCAAGGGGCUCUACUCCGAUGCUGAGCUCCAGCAGUGCCUGGCUGCGGCCCAGGCCGCCUCGCGGCAUGUCUUCCGCUUCUACCGAGAAUCACUGCAGAGACGUUACUCCAAGAGCUGAGGCGGCUGGGGCAGGUGCCUCUGCUGCCACCACCCACUACCUCCUGCGGAAAAUAAACCAGCGGCCCUGCCCUGCCUCACUGUC